GGUGGUCACGAAGAUCUCAAGAUGGCUGGGCGAAAACUUGCUCUAAAAGCCAUUGACUGGGUAGCUUUUGGAGAGAUCAUCCCCCGAAACCAAAAGGCUAUUGCCAACUCCCUGAAAUCCUGGAAUGAGACCCUCAUCUCCAGGUUGGCUACUCUCCCUGAGAAUCCCCCUGCUAUCAACUGGGCUUACUACAAGGCCAAUGUGAAGAAGGCUGGCUUAGUAGAUGACUUUGAGAAGCAGUUCAAGGCCCUGAAGGUUCCUGUACCAGAGGAUAAAUAUACUGCCCUGGUGGAUGCUGAAGAAAAAGGAGAUGUGAAAAGUUAUGCUGAGUUUUUGAACCUCUCAAAGGCCAGGAUUGAAGAGUACCAGAUAGAGCUGGAGAAGAUAAAGACCAUAAUUCCUUUUGAUCAGAUGACCAUCAAGGACUUGAAUGAAGUCUUCCCGGAAACCAAGUUAGACAAGAAGAAGUAUCCCUACUGGCCGCACAAGCCCAUUGAGAAUAUGUAA
Talpa occidentalis (Iberian mole) is the source of this 507-nucleotide messenger RNA. Its product is annotated as ATP synthase subunit d, mitochondrial-like. Gene Ontology annotation, biological process: proton motive force-driven ATP synthesis. Bases 22 to 507 code for a protein of 161 amino acids. The record is from RefSeq and is a predicted model, not a curated record. Lineage: Eukaryota; Metazoa; Chordata; Mammalia; Eulipotyphla; Talpidae. The transcript has a single exon. Gene Ontology annotation, molecular function: proton transmembrane transporter activity.